Molecule: messenger RNA, 1051 nt
Organism: Apus apus (common swift)
Lineage: Eukaryota; Metazoa; Chordata; Aves; Apodiformes; Apodidae
Gene: DHRS13
Product: dehydrogenase/reductase 13
Exons: 5
Coding region: 34-1020 (328 amino acids)
Source: RefSeq, a predicted model, not a curated record
CGGGCAGGCGGGGCAGGGAGCGGGCGGUGCGGGAUGGGGUGGGCGCUGCUGGGCGCGGGGCUGCUGCUCGCCCUCUACACCCUGCUCCGACACGGGCUGCGCCGGGCGCUGCCGCCCCCCGCCCGCCCCGCGCUGCGCGGCCGCACCGCCAUCGUCACCGGGGGAAGCGGCGGCAUCGGGGCGGCCACGGCGCUGGAGCUGGCCCGCGGCGGGGCACGAGUGGUGCUGGCGGCCCGCAGCGCCCCGCGGGGGGAGGCCACGGCCCGCCGCAUCCGCACGGAGACGGGGAACCCAGAGGUGCGGUUCAUGUACCUGGACCUGGCCAGCCUGCGGUCUGUGCGAGCCUUUGCCAGCACCUUCCUGCGCCAGGAGCCCCACCUGCACCUCCUCAUCAACAAUGCGGGGGUGAGCGCCGGGGGCACGACAGAAGAUGGCUUCAGCCUCUCCUUCCAGGUGAACCACCUGGGCCAUUUCCUGCUCACCCAGCUGCUGCUGGAGCGGCUGCAGAGCUCUGCGCCCAGCCGGGUGGUCAUCGUGGCCUCCAGCGCCCACUGCGCCGGCCGCCUGCGCCUUGAUGCCCUGGGACACCCACCCCCUGGCAUGUUCUCCACCUUCCAGGACUACUGCGACAGCAAGUUGGCCAAUGUGCUGCACGCCCGCGAGCUGGCCACGCGCCUGCAGGGCACCCAGGUGACCUGCUAUGCCGUGCACCCAGGGUUCGUGGACACGGAGCUGUUCCGCCACGCUCCGCUCUGGCUCAAGCCGCUGUUGCUGCCCCUGGUCCGGCUGUUGUUCCGCUCGGCGGCCGAGGGGGCCCGGACGCCCCUGCACUGCGCGGGGCAGGAGGGCAUCGAGCCCCUCAGCGGACGGUACUUCGCCGACUGCCGCCCACAGGAGCCGUGGCCACCGGCCCGCGACGACCGGCUGGCCCAGGCGCUCUGGGAGGCCAGCGAGAAGCUGGUGGGACUGGGGGGCACCGGGGGGGACCCCACGGCUGCUGCCACCGAGGCUGGACAAUAAAAGCGGCAGUGGCGGAAGGAGCCGCCCAAGA